Darwinula stevensoni is the source of this 1046-nucleotide messenger RNA. NCBI's taxonomy places the organism in Eukaryota, Metazoa, Arthropoda, Ostracoda, Podocopida, Darwinulidae. The record is from the annotation of a GenBank genome assembly.
AAAUCUUUGCCAAAAUCGCGUACCAGAUCUUCACACGAUCGCGUGCGAAUCAAAACGAUCUCUUUCAUUCCGACCGCAGUUAAAAACCCCCUCGAGAGAGCAAAAGUAUGGGUAACGCCCUCGAGUGCGACGGGGAAAACAGCCGGUGCAGCUUCCUCUUCGCCGAGAAUCUCCGCCACGACCCGACGGUCACGGCGAUCAUUUGCGUGUCUUUCGCCGCGGUCUUCCUCGUCGGCCUCGUCGGGAAUUUUCUCGUCCUGGCCGCAAUCGCCCGCGACCUCCGCCUCCGGACGGUGACGAAUCUCUUCAUCGCCAACGUCGCUCUCGCCGACAUCCUCGUCCUUCUGCUCUGCUUUCCCAACUACUUCCUCGGGGGAAUUUUCUACGCUAACUUCGUCGUGAAAACUCACCAUCUCGAUGCACGAAGAGAGCAGUACUCACUUGGACUCUCCAUGCAGAUAUCGGAGGUGGGAGAGUUCUGCAUUACCGCGUGGCCGGUGCUGGGAAUGGAAAGGAUGUACAUCUUCGUGGGGACUGUGGUCUUCUGCAACCUUAUCCCCUCGAUCCUCACCUUCCUCUGUUAUCUUGCCAUAUGGAUGGAAGGUUCCUGGAGGCGAAUCCCGACAGGCACCAGAGACCCGACCGUAUCCCGGGUGCAGCAGAGGCCGGAGGAGGGGCCAGUAUUAAAAGUGUUCGUAGUCGUCAGCAUCGUCUUCUUCCUCUUCUGGGCUCCGUUUCACUUCUUCCUAUCUUUUCCCGGAAGCUUGUUCUUCAUAUACAUGAACGUCAUCAAUUACAUGCUUUUCAUCGCCCUGAUGUUGGGUCUGUCCAAUUCGUGCAUCAAGCCGAUCCUCUAUGCCUGUCUCAACAAGAAGUUGCGAGACGGCUUCCUGGCCGUUCUCCAAAGCUGCAGGUAUUGUAGAACUCAGAGAACAGAUGAUAACUCCCCGGCAUUAGCGCUGAACCCAUGGGAGCAAAGGGGAGCAUGUCCUUCCAAUGAUAUUAUUGGAGAAGCAAUGCCCCCAUCCCCCCGAAAUACAGCUUAA